CGUCGCUCGCUGUGCAACCCCAACCCCACCGAGCCACCUCCUGAUCCCCUCCUAUUUCCAAGCUAGCAGACAAGAAGGCCAUGGGCGUCUUCACGGUGACCAAGCUGUCCGAGGGCCCCGUGCGGCCGUCCGCCGCCACGCCGUCGGAGAAGCUGCCCCUGGCCUGGGUCGACCGGUACCCGACGCACCGCGGCCUCGUCGAGUCCGCGCACAUCUACCGCAACGUCGCCGACAUGCUGCUGCCCGCGCCGGCAGCGGUGCGAGAUGCCGACGACGUUGGCGACGCUGCAGCCACGAAGAAGGCGGCGAAGGAGGUGGUGAACAGCAAGUCCCCGGCCGCGGUGGUGCGCGGCGCGCUGGCGGACGCGCUGGUGCACUACUACCCGUUCGCGGGGCGGAUCGUGGAGGACGUCCCCGGGCGCCCCGCCGUGCUGUGCUCCGCCGAGGGCGUCUACUUCGUGGAGGCCGCCGCCAACUGCACCCUCGCAGACGUCAACUUCCUCGAGCGCCCGCUGCUGCUCGCCAAGGAGCAGCUUGUGCCGUGCCCGGUGCCGGAGCUCUGGCCCGUCGAGCCGCACAACUGCCUCGCCAUGAUACAGGUCACGACCUUCACCUGCGGCGGCUUCGUGGUCGGCCUGCGCACCAACCACGCGGUGGCGGACGGCACGGGCGCGGCGCAGUUCCUGAACGCCGUCGGCGACCUCGCCCGCGGGCUGCCGGAGCCCCGCGUGAAGCCCGUCUGGGCCCGGGACCGCUUCCCCGACCCGGACAUCAAGCCCGGCCCGCUCCCGGAGCUGCCGGUGCUGGCCCUCGAGUACAUCGCAUUCGACUUCCCGGCCGCCUACCUCACCAAGCUCAAGUCUCAGUACGCGGCGUCCACGGGCGGCAAGAUCUGCUCGGCCUUCGACGUCGUCAUCGCCAAGCUCUGGCAGUGCCGGACGCGGGCCACCGAAGCCGCGCCCGGCGCCGACGUCAGGCUCUGCUUCUUCGCCAGCUCCCGCCACGUGCUGAAGCUGGAGCCGGGGUACUACGGCAACGCCAUCUUCCCCGUGAAGGUGUCGGCGCCGGCGGAGGUGGUGGCCGGGUCAUCGGUGGUCGAGCUCGUCGGCAUGGUGCGCGACGCAAAGCGGCGGAUGGCCGAGGAGUGCCUGAGCUGGGCGGAGGGCCGCACCGGCGGGCGCGACCCGUUCCAGAUGACCUUCAACUACGAGUCCGUGUACGUGUCGGACUGGAGCAAGCUCGGGUUCAACGACGUGGACUACGGCUACGGCACGCCCAUGUCCGCCGGCCCGCUGGUGAACUGCGACCUCAUCGCGUCGGCCAUCGUCAUGAGGGCGCCGGCGCCGCUCGCCGGAACGCGGCUGCUGGCCAGCUGCGUCACCAAGGAGCACGCCGACGACUUCGCACGCAGGAUGCGGGAGGACCUCGUGUGAUGAUGCGCGCUUGCAUAUGCGCAUGCGUGAAGGAACUCGGCCGCCGUACCGUAUCACAUCUACUAUAUGUAUACCGAUCUACGUGUCAUCGAUCAGAGCUAGUGGUGGGAGCUACAUACGAAAUGGGUAUUGUGAUCCUGUUUGGAGUCUGGACGAUAACUACAUUAUUGUUGCGCUGGUUGUACAAAGUGUGUGCAAAAAAAUUUCAUGGAGUUGCGAGCGGUACCAGUGUUCACGACAAGAAAAACACUCCAUAAAAGACGGUUACACCUUAUAUAUAUAUCUGAUUGGAUGUAUAGUCCAUAUCAUAUUAUUCA
Molecule: messenger RNA, 1750 nt
Organism: Panicum hallii
Lineage: Eukaryota; Viridiplantae; Streptophyta; Magnoliopsida; Poales; Poaceae
Product: acyl transferase 10-like
Exons: 2
Coding region: 81-1433 (450 amino acids)
Source: RefSeq, a predicted model, not a curated record